Messenger RNA from Paramecium sonneborni, 653 nucleotides. Lineage: Eukaryota; Ciliophora; Oligohymenophorea; Peniculida; Parameciidae. The record is from the annotation of a GenBank genome assembly.
AUGAACAAUUAUGUUUACGGAUAGAAUUGUAAUGAUAUAUUUUGAAUAUUUUUAGAGUAGAUACUAAUAUAGCAAUUGUUCUAAAAGAUAGAGUAGUUGAUGGUAGAAAUAUAAAAAUUAACUAAUUUUUCUAAUUAAUUAAUAAUGAAUCUAUAAACUUAGGAAAAUUAAUACAAUACACUUAAGAGAUAAUUUAAUGAUAUAUGGAGUUAAUUAAGUGAUAAAUAAAAGAUCUGGUUUAAUUUAAAAAAUAAUACUUAACAUUAUACUUUAUCAAAUGAAGCAUUUGUAAUGUCUAAUUUAAUAACUGAUAUAAAGAGUAGAGUAUCAGAAAUUUAAUAAUUUAACUCUUAUUAAUAGGAUUAUUGUAAAUAGAAAAAAUGUUAAUUAUGUUAAGAGAAAGAUUACACAAUAAGUAACCUAAAAGCAUAAAUAUAAAAAUAAGCAGAAAUUUUAUUAAAAUUGCAAUGUAUAAAUUAUUAAAUUAAAUAAUAGCUGAUAGUGAAAUGACAAAACCUUAAUAUUAAAAUUGUUUUGGAAAUUAUUAAAAUUAAAGAAUCCAUACUGAAGGAUUAACGAGAUAAAGAUUUGCAUCUCAAAAACUUUUUUAAAGUAAUUUAAGUACUGCAACAGCUUCUGGAUCAAAAUUUUGA